AUGGGUGAAAGAAAUAGUGGCAACGACAAUCAUCGGGUACAGCCGCUUGUGCGAAGACGGCCCUCGACGGGGACUCGACAAAUUCAUUGUCAUCACCAGCCAUGGCUGUUGGCGGUGACCGUUGCGGUCUGCGUUUUGGUUUCUUCUGCGGAUGCCUUUCAGACACUCUCGAGUGCUCGAAUACUGCCAUCUGGAGGCUUGAGGACGGUGCCUUUCGCCUUUUGUCACUCCAAAAGAACCAACCGAGCAUCCUUCUUGAAUCUACUGCGAGAACCUCGAGUAGAUGAUGGACUCAGUGAUGAAAGCGUAGAACGGAUGGUUCUGGAAUCCGCCAGCGGCAGUGGCAAUAUCAGCUCAGAUGCAGCCACCACCACACCACCGGAAACUGAUCUUUCAUUGGAUUUGGCAACGACGACGGCGGCGCAAGAGCAACUCAUUUACAAGUCGGCCAUCUCUCGUACUCUGGCAUGGGUCGGAGCAGCGUCUCUGUUCGGAGCCUUUUUAUUGGUCGGGUUUGGACCUCAAACGAGCGAAGAGUUCUUUGCUGGAUACCUUGUGGAACAGAGUCUAUCCGUGGACAAUCUAUUCGUGUUUCUACUGCUAUUCGAGUACUUCAAGGUCCCACUCGAAAGUCAAGAUCGCAUCUUGAACUGGGGUAUCGUUGGAGCCAUUGUCAUGCGAGCUGCCAUGAUUGGAAUUGGCGCUGCGGCACUGCAAAAUUUCCACGAAAUCCUCUUGGUGUUUGCGGCUAUUCUGGUAUACAGCUCCGCAAAGGCGCUCAUCCCAGGAGACGAAGACGAAGAUGAGGAAGACCCCAGUGAGAAUGCCAUUGUCAAAUUCUCCCAAAACCUCAUGAAGUCGACGCAAGAAUUUGACGGAGACCGUUUCUUUACCAUGGUCGAUGGCGUCAAGAUGGCCACGCCAUUGUUCAUUUGUAUGAUUGCUGUGGAAAUCAGCGAUGUUGUCUUUGCCGUGGACAGUAUACCGGCGGUCUUUGGUGUCACAGAGAACCCCCUUGUGGUCUUCAGCUCCAAUAUGUUUGCUAUUAUGGGCCUUCGUAGUCUGUACACGAUCCUGUCCAAGGCAGCUGCAGAUCUCAAAUACCUAGAACCAGCAGUCGCUGUCGUGCUGGGAUUUAUUGGAUCGAAGAUGAUUGCAGAAUACUGCGGAUACCAAAUUCCGACGGAGAUUGCACUCGUCGUAGUCGCUGGAUUGUUGAGCACCGGGGUUGGGCUGUCAUUAUGGGAGAAAAAGCAAGAGGCAACUGCAGAGGAUCUGUCUUGA
This is a messenger RNA of Seminavis robusta, 1284 nucleotides long. NCBI's taxonomy places the organism in Eukaryota, Bacillariophyta, Bacillariophyceae, Naviculales, Naviculaceae. The record is from the annotation of a GenBank genome assembly.